Messenger RNA from Procambarus clarkii (red swamp crayfish), 3734 nucleotides. The record is from RefSeq and is a predicted model, not a curated record. NCBI's taxonomy places the organism in Eukaryota, Metazoa, Arthropoda, Malacostraca, Decapoda, Cambaridae.
AUGAGUCUGUCCUGCUGUCAUGUUUAGGUCGUCACUAAAUGAACAAAAAUAAGGUGUUCGCACGCCAGCAGCUAGAAAGAGAGGCUCGUUGCACCAACACACACUCACAGUGGGUGUGCGUAACUCACAGUGGUACGCGUGUGAGGUGGGCUGGCGCAAUGGACUCCUAUCUCUACCCGUAGUCAGUUUUACAUUCAUCAGUGAACACAGACAAAUCAUUGGAUACCAUAUGUACGAAGUGUAGCGGCUAUACGGACCAGAUAUACUACUGAAUCGUCUACAUUGUCUACAAGGCAACACGCAAAUUCGUGGGUAAGCAAAACCGUCAACACUUGUACCAUAAUUAUCCUAUCUACACCGGUGGUAGAGGACGAGGCUAUGGACGUGUGCCCACCGGCCGAGCGAGAACACAACUGAAUAUCAAGAAGAAGCCAAGUGACUGCCAACCGGUGUUUGGACUGGUGGAAUGAUGUUGCUGCACUCCCGAAGGCUGCCGACAGCCUGUGGCAAGAAACUGGCGUGGCUCCAAGCGCCCACCCAACACUCUGUAAAACGCUUCCGGCAUCGGCAAGAUAGCGGGCUAGAAGCAUUGUGCUGCUGGGACAAUGUCUCUCUGGACCUUAUAGUCCCGUCCGUCAUGAACCCUGAGGGCCGUCUUCAUCACCAACCAAUUCCCUACGUCAUGGACCCUGAGGGCCGCCUUCACCAGCAAUCAUCACCCUCCCUCAUAGACCCUGAGGGCCGUCUUCACCAGCAACCAUCACCCUCCCUCAUGGACCCUGAGGGCCGCCUUCACCAGCGACCAUCACCCUCCCUCAUAGACCCUGAGGGCCGUCUUCACCAGCAACCAUCACCCUCCCUCAUUGACCCUGAGGGCCGCCUUCACCAGCGACCAUCACCCUCCCUCAUGGACCCUGAAGGCCGCCUUCACCAGCAACCAUCACCCUCCCUCAUGGACCCUGAGGGCCGCCUUCACCAGCAACCAUCACCCUCCCUCAUGGACCCUGAGGGCCGCCUUCACCAGCAACCAUCACCCUCCCUCAUGGACCCUGAGGGCCGCCUUCACCAGCAACCAUCACCCUCCCUCAUUGACCCUGAGGGCCGCCUUCACCAGCGACCAUCACCCUCCCUCAUGGACCCUGAGGGCCGCCUUCACCAGCGACCAUCACCCUCCCUCAUGGACCCUGAGGGCCGCCUUCACCAGCGACCAUCACCCUCCCUCAUGGACCCUGAGGGCCGCCUUCACCAGCAACCAUCACCCUCCCUCAUGGACCCUGAGGGCCGCCUUCACCAGCAGCCAUCACCCUCCCUCAUGGACCCUGAGGGCCGCCUUCACCAGCAACCAUCACCCUCCCUCAUGGACCCUGAGGGCCGCCUUCACCAGCAACCAUCACCCUCCCUCAUGGACCCUGAGGGCCGCCUUCACCAGCAACCAUCACCCUCCCUUAUGGACCCUGAGGGCCGUCUUCACCAGCAACCAUCACCCUCCCUCAUGGACCCUGAGGGCCGCCUUCACCAGCAACCAUCACCCUCCCUCAUGGACCCUGAGGGCCGCCUUCACCAGCAACCAUCACCCUCCCUCAUGGACUCGUACGACGCACCAUACGAGUGGAAUUUCAGGGAUCCAGACCCCAGGAGACGCCCCCUGGACGCCGAAGCUUCGAGCGUGCUACGCUCUAAGCCAACAGCCUCCAACAAGAUAUUCCCUAUACUCUGCAAGUCAGUGCCGUCCUCUCUACCUCAGACGCUGGAGACCUUUGACAACAGUGAGGUGAAGCUGACAACCGGUACACACAACCAAAAACCCCAAAAGCGAAAACCUGGCAGGCCGCCUAAACCAAAAGGGGACAAGCAGCACCUGAUGUCUAAGAAGAUACCUAAGAUCUGGGAGUUCAUCUCCAGCCUCCUGCACGACCCUACCACAUGCCCGUCCGUCGUGGAAUGGCAAGACAAAGAAAACGGGAUCUUCCGCUUUGUUGAUCCGCAGAAGGCGGGCAAACUGUGGGGGGCGGUGAAAAACAACCCUUAUAUGAAUUAUGAGAAGAUGAGCCGGGCUAUGAGAUACCACUACACGACCGAGGCGCUGGAAAUGGUUAAAUCAAAACGCCUUGUUUACAAGUUUGGUAUAAAAGCACGAGUGUAGAAAUCACACUUACUGCAACCUAAUAUAUAUAUGUUCCACAAAAUCAACAAUAACACACACCUAAAAGCAACAGCUGUGAAAGCAUUGAACCUCUCCCUAAAAGAUGACCAAUGGGACCAAGCAACCAAUGGGACCAAGCAACCAAUGGGACCAAUGCGACCAAGCAACCAAUGGGACCAAGCAACCAAUGGGACCAAGCAACCAAUGGGACCAAUGCGACCAAGCAACCAAUGUGACCAAGCAACGCUCCCAGUUAGACUCUGGGGUAUAGAUACACGCAAGGCGACACAGAUAGCAUUGCCUGUGUUCUUAUCUUCAAUCAGUGCUACGAGUGAAUUAGGGAAAGAAAUAUUGCCAGAGGACCUAAUUAAGAGACUUAAAUCCCAAAAGAUUGGGAUUUAAGAUCCCAAAUUCGCUAAAGGAAUCAGCCAGGUUGACACUCUUGCAGGCUCUUCACCGUGUCCAACUUUUUCGAAUGACUGCAAACAGGCCAAAUAGGAUAGUCGGGGUCGAUCUCGAUUCGCAAUCGUGAUAUCCAGGUACGAAUCCCGGGCGGGACAGAAGGGGUUGGAGGCGUUUCCUAUCACCAAAUGUCUCUGUUCACCUAGCAGUAAAUAGGUAACCGGGACUUAGACAGCUUGUUGCAUGGUUGCAUCCUGGGAGGAGUUAGUAGCUCGACCUUUGGGGGACCUCGAUAUAAACCUAACAUGUAUACACAAGCACCUAGGUAACUAGGUGAGUACAGGCUGCCUGUCUCCUGACAUAAUAAAUAGUUAUCAUUAACCCCAUUGCCUCAGCAAUGCUAGAGACAGCUACUGAGAAGGACAAAGCACGCCUCCUCAUUGUGCAAGCUCCCCAUGCUGGGGACUUCUUCUUGGCUAUCUUUAAUUCUGCUUUGGGCACCCUACAGUAAGUAUUGGUGUUGCCUUGCGCCUUGUCAACCCUGUCUCCACCGAACACCGGUGUAUCUGCGGCUAUGCGUCGGCAAACCAAUACGGCAGUCAUGGUCUCAUCUGUCGUAAGUCACAGGAAAAGAUUGCCAGACAUGAAGCAGUCAAUGACAUCAUCAAGAGAAGUUUGGCUACAGCUGGGUGUCCAGCACAAAGGGAACCUCAGUUGUGCAGACCUGACAACAUCCAAAAAUGCCCAGAUGGAGUCACCCUUUCAGCCAUGGAGGGAAGGUAGACAGGUCGUGUCGGACUACACGUGUGUGUCUACAUUGGUUGAUACCUAUCUACCUCAGUACUGCUGAGAGAGGCGGGGUGGCCACCUUCAGGAAGACCCAGAAAACUAAUAAGUACAGGGACCUAGAACGUUGUUACAGGUUGAUCCCAAUAGGCUCUGAGACCCUGGGGGUCUGAGGUAAAUGUGCACUUAAGUUCCUAAAGGAGGUGGGUGAAACUAGACACCCAAGAAUGGUUAGUUUCCUGCCCAGCGCCUCAGUGUUGCUGUCCAGAGAGGAAGUGCUUGCUGAAUCUUGACCACAUGCCCGCCUCUGCAGAGCUGGAUUAGGACUUCGAAAAAUGAUUGUUAUAUAUGUGUGUUUUCUGUAAACUGUAACACAAUGUAAUAAAAUAAAUAAAAUAAAUCA